GCCGUCGUACGAACCUCUACCCUCCGAGUCGGACGCACAGCCUGAGCCACAGCCUCCCUCUGCUCCCCAGAAAACUCGCUCGCGUCUGGUGACUGUCCGCAGAAUCCUCCUCUUUGCCGUCACCAUCACCCUCGUCUCUCUAGCAGCCUACCGAUCGGAGCAGUGGUCCGCGGGAAGAGAAGUGGUUCCUGAUUUGGCACCGGAUAUCUCAUCUGGGAACAUCGAGGAAGACGUGGUUAAGGAACCCGCACUACCAAGUGUACUACCCGCGAACGAUACAGACAUGGCUUCGGGCGGAAAGUACAGCGUCGGCUACUUCGUAAACUGGGGAAUCUAUGGCAGAAAGUACCCGCCGUCAAUGAUUCCGGUCGACAACCUGACACACAUUCUCUACGCAUUCGCGAACCUCAAAGCCGACACCGGAGAAGUCUUCCUGUCAGAUACCUGGGCCGACCAAGAGAUCCACUACCCCGGUGAUUCCUGGAAUGACCAGGGCAAGAACUUGUAUGGCAACUUCAAGGCGCUUUACAAUCUCAAGAAGCAGAACCGUCACCUCAAGCUGAUCCUCUCUAUCGGCGGAUGGACGUACUCCCCGACUUUCCACCCCAUUGUCGUAAACCCCGCGCUGCGCUCGAAGUUCGUGGCGUCUUCGAUUCGGCUGCUGGAGGACAAUGGACUCGAUGGGCUCGAUAUCGACUACGAAUAUCCGCAGAACGACGAACAAGCUCGCGGUUACGUGCAGCUGCUGCGCGAGCUCCGGGAAGGCCUAGACGCCCAUGCGCGGCGAAAGGGCGCGAACUACAGGUUCCUAUUGACAAUCGCAGCACCGUGUGGCCCUGAUAACUACAAGAAGCUGCAUGUGCGCGAAAUGGACCAGUCCCUUGACUUCUGGAAUAUGAUGGCAUACGACUUCGCCGGUUCUUGGGACAGCGUCGCAGGCCAUCAGGCGAACAUCUUCGGGGGCCAGAUCAGUGCCUCCCAGGCUAUCAACUGGUACAUCUCUCAGGGUGUCGCGCGCGACAAGAUCGUCAUGGGCGUUCCCCUCUACGGACGAAGCUUCAUGAACACAGAGGGGCCAGGCCACCCCUUCCAGGGCGUCGGACCCGGCAGCUGGGAGCAAGGCUCAUACGACUACCGCGCGCUGCCGCUGCCCGGAUCAUACCUGUUCCAGGACGACAAGCUCGCGGCGAGCUGGUCGUACGACUACCAGAAGAAGGAAAUGAUCAGCUUCGACAAUGAGCUCGUCGGACGCUGGAAGGGCGAGUGGAUCAAGCGCGAGGGCCUUCGCGGCAGCAUGUUCUGGGAACUGAGUGGGGACAAGGGGCCCCCGCGCGAUGGCAUGGAGGCUGGCCCAGGAAAGGAGGCGCAGCCGGGCCAGAGCCUCGUCGCGGUCGUCAAGGACGCGAUGGGCGAGCUCGACCGCAGCCCGAACUGGCUGCAGUACGAGGGGAGCCAGUAUGACAACAUGAGGGCGGGGAUGCCGUAAGAUCCGCGUGGACCCGCGCGUGGCGAAUACCAGUACGGUACGUAUCAGAUAAUGGACAUUGCUUCUCAACGGCAUGCACUGUACGAAUAUAAUGGGUAAAUCUCUUGCUUGUAUGGCGCCUCAUAGACGUAAGGGUCUUCUGCACGAGGC
Molecule: messenger RNA, 1636 nt
Organism: Trametes versicolor FP-101664 SS1
Lineage: Eukaryota; Fungi; Basidiomycota; Agaricomycetes; Polyporales; Polyporaceae
Product: glycoside hydrolase
Exons: 7
Coding region: 284-1486 (400 amino acids)
Biological process (GO): chitin catabolic process; carbohydrate metabolic process
Cellular component (GO): extracellular region
Molecular function (GO): chitin binding; chitinase activity
Source: RefSeq, a predicted model, not a curated record